Molecule: messenger RNA, 1009 nt
Organism: Triplophysa rosa
Lineage: Eukaryota; Metazoa; Chordata; Actinopteri; Cypriniformes; Nemacheilidae
Gene: tnfsf10l4
Product: tumor necrosis factor (ligand) superfamily, member 10 like 4
Exons: 5
Coding region: 119-967 (282 amino acids)
Biological process (GO): immune response
Cellular component (GO): membrane
Molecular function (GO): tumor necrosis factor receptor binding
Source: RefSeq, a predicted model, not a curated record
CUUAUGUGCGGAAGAGCAGAAAACAGUAGGCUACCGACCUUGGACUUCAGUUAGGAUACCAGCCUCGGAUUACUUUCGCUUUCUGUCAUGCGAGUAUUCUGCAAAACACACUCGCAACAUGACAUCAAACCUUCAAAUCAGUUCCAAUUAUUGCCAGCUGGACGAAAUCCCAUCUGAAAACAAACACGCAAGAGGACAGUACAUAUUCAUCUUGGUUCUGACUUUAUUAUUAGGCACGGAAAUGUUUGUCACGGCUUAUGUUUUGUUUAAUUUUUGGGAGGAUAUUCAGAGAACAGAUGAAGCAGUCGGAGAGGGAGGAUAUCCAGUCCACUGUCUUUCCUCAGAUCUAACCCAAACAACAGGUCGACAGAUCUCAAGUUGUGACUUGUUUAAUGAAGAACUGAAACGAAGUGCACAACAGAGAUUGCUAUUGGACAUACAGAAUUCUCUACUGGAGGCUUUAGGGGAACACAACAUCACCGAUGUUUUUAAACCAGCCGUGCACGUCGGAGCAAAACAAGAACUUAAGCAGUUUCAGGGGCCGCAAACUGAUGGUUCUGCAGACGUGGUUUCUACACUGCAUCGUAUUCAGUGGGACAACACGAGGGGUCAAAUCAGCCAGGAGGGCUUAAUGCGCCUCAGCCCCAGUGGAGAAAUAGCAGUGCCACAAGACGGAAUUUACUUCGUUUUCUCUCAGGUUAAUUUCGAAACACACAUAGGAAAUGCUUUGCAUUUUACGCAGUACUUAUACAAGAGGACAGCGUCCUAUACGUGGCCAGUGAUGCUCGCAAAAGCCGUGGUUACCCCUUGCAUGAGCGGCAGGCCAGGUGUACAGCUUUAUUCCAGUCACCAGGGGGCGCUGUUUCGCUUGGAAAAGGGUGAUAGGCUUUCCCUGUACGUGUCAAACAUAAGCGCCGUGCGCUUUCCUCUCGAGGCAACUUACUUUGGGGCAUUUAUGAUAAACUAACAAGACCGCUUGCUAUUCACACAAAUUAUACAUGUAUGAAUU